Molecule: messenger RNA, 498 nt
Organism: Acanthosepion pharaonis
Lineage: Eukaryota; Metazoa; Mollusca; Cephalopoda; Sepiida; Sepiidae
Source: the annotation of a GenBank genome assembly
AUGUCGGCGCACUUCGUGCAGAUAGGCUUCUCUGUCCUUCGUUUUCUUCUUUCUUUUUUUCUUUCUUUCUUUUUAUCCUUUUCAAAUUCACGAAAUUUCUCGCGUCCGUUCCAUUUCAUUAUCAGAUAUUUGUCUGUUUUUUCUUCUUCUUUUAACUGUUUUCUUUCUUUUACCGCUGUCUUUCCUUCUUCCUUUCUCCGGUUUACAUCGUUUCUUUCUUUCUUUCUUUCUUUCUUUCUUUAUUUAUUUCUUUCUUUCUUUCCCAUUUUUCUUUCUUUCCCUUUUCCUUUACAUUUCAUUUUCUUUCUGUCUUUCUUUCUUUCUUUCUUUCUUUUCUUUUUCUUUUUUUUUUCUUUCUUUUCUUUUCUUUCUUUCUUUCUUUUCUUUUUUCAUUCCUGUGUUAAUUUCCGACAUUUUUCAUUCUUUCUUUUUCUCACUUUCUUUUCUCUUUUUUUUUUUUUUUUCCCUUUUCCUUUUUUUUUCUUUUUUUCUAUCUGA